Venturia canescens is the source of this 2942-nucleotide messenger RNA. RefSeq names its product DNA replication licensing factor Mcm2 (gene Mcm2). Lineage: Eukaryota; Metazoa; Arthropoda; Insecta; Hymenoptera; Ichneumonidae. Gene Ontology annotation, biological process: DNA replication; double-strand break repair via break-induced replication; mitotic DNA replication initiation. The record is from RefSeq and is a predicted model, not a curated record. The coding region runs from base 218 to 2854 and encodes 878 amino acids. Gene Ontology annotation, molecular function: single-stranded DNA helicase activity; ATP binding; 3'-5' DNA helicase activity. Gene Ontology annotation, cellular component: MCM complex; nucleus. The transcript has 13 exons.
CAGUGAGGAUGUCUUUAGGAACGCGCGAUCCGAUUACUUUCAGAGUGUUUGCCGCCAAAACUUCGCACACUUGUUGGUGUUGUUUUUUCGUUAUCCUCUUUGUUUCGUUUUUCCUCCGUUUUUAGUCCCUCCGUUCAUUACGUUCCAGUAUUAUACAAUAAUCAUAAAUAUUGGGUUUUAAUUAUAUUUACGUUACGUCGUAAAAUAAGUUUUCAAAAUGAGUCAAGCAAGUUCUCCAGUAAGGUCUGACAGGAAUCGCGAUGCGAUGACCUCGCCAGCUCCUUCGAUAGAUGAGCCCUUUGAGAAUGAAGGAGAGUUGCUCGGUGACGAGCCUGCAAACGAUAUGAUUGAAGAAGACGAUGGAGAGGAAUUGUUCGGAGACAACAUGGAAGCUGAUUACCGACCAAUGUCAGCUCUAGACCGAUAUGAUCCAGCUAUGAUGGAUGACGAGGAAUAUUCUGAUAUAUCUCAAGCGGAUCGUGUAGCUGCAGAGGCAACAAUGAGAAGGCGAGAUCGAGAUGCUGGAAUUAUUACAGACGACAGGGAUCUUCUUUAUGAUGAAAGCGACGAAGAUGAAACGCAAAUCCGAAAACGUAGAAUGGCUGAAAAAGCUGCUACCGGUGAAAUGGAAGAUACCGAAAUGGUCGAAUCAAUCGAAAAUCUCGAAGACACAAAAGGUCAUACGGUCAAAGAAUGGGUCAUGAUGCUGGGACCUCGAACUGAAAUUACCAAUCGUUUCAAGAGUUUUUUGCGAACUCAUACCAACGAAACUGGGCAUUAUAUGUACAGAGAGCGUAUAAGACACAUGUGCGAGAGUAAUCAGUCAAGUUUUGUCGUUGAGUUCCCAAUUCUCGCGAGCAAGGAACAUGUUCUCGCUUAUUUUUUGCCCGAAGCACCGUAUCAAAUGUUAGAAAUUUUUGACGCCGUCGCAAAGGAGCUUGUGCUCACGAUCUUUCCGAGUUACGAGAGAGUCACGUCGGAAAUUCACGUCAGGAUAUCAGAAUUGCCAUUGAUCGAGGAACUUCGCACUUUUCGUAAAUUGCAUUUAAAUCAGUUGGUCCGUACACUUGGUGUUGUGACCGCAACUACCGGAGUAUUGCCGCAAUUAUCAGUCGUCAAGUACGAUUGUACUAAAUGCGGUUACGUCCUUGGCCCUUUCGUUCAGUCACACAUAACUGAAAUAAAACCAGGCUCUUGUCCAGAAUGUCAAAGCAUGGGACCGUUCAUGAUCAACAUGGAACAAACGAUAUAUCGCAAUUAUCAGAAAAUCACCCUUCAAGAGUCUCCAGGACGUAUUCCAGCUGGUAGAAUCCCACGGAGCAAAGAUUGCAUUCUUUUAUCGGACCUCUGUGAUCGUUGUAAACCCGGUGAUGAGGUUGAUAUCACGGGAAUUUAUACGAACAGUUACGACGGUUCAUUGAACACCGAACAGGGUUUUCCAGUCUUUUCCACUGUACUUUUCGCAAAUCAUCUUCACGUCAAGGAUUCAAAAGAUAUCGUCGAAUCACUCACCGAAGAAGACAUCAGCAGCAUUCUUGCUCUCAGUAAAGAUCACAGAAUCGCGGAUAGAAUAGUCGCCAGUAUAGGGCCCUCGAUUUAUGGCCACGAUUACAUAAAACGCGCACUCGCACUCGCUAUAUUCGGUGGCGAAGCGAAAAAUCCUGGCAACAAGCACAAAGUUCGAGGUGACAUAAAUGUGCUGCUCUGUGGUGAUCCCGGAACGGCAAAAUCGCAAUUUUUGAAAUACGUCGAAAAAAUCGCACCAAGGGCAGUUUUCGCAACGGGACAAGGAGCAUCAGCUGUUGGUCUGACAGCCUACGUUCGGAGAUCGCCCACAACGAGAGAAUGGACGCUCGAAGCAGGAGCUUUGGUGCUCGCGGAUCACGGAGUUUGUUUGAUCGACGAAUUUGACAAAAUGAAUGAUCAAGACAGAACGUCGAUUCAUGAAGCUAUGGAACAACAAAGUAUCUCUAUCUCAAAAGCAGGAAUCGUAACUUCGCUUCAUGCACGUUGUUCCGUAAUUGCAGCAUCAAAUCCAAUCGGUGGCCGAUACGAUCCCAGUAUGACUUUCUCUGAAAACGUGGAUUUGUCGGAGCCGAUUAUUUCACGUUUCGAUGUCCUCUGUAUAGUAAAGGAUGAAGUUGAUCCGAUGCAGGACAAGCAUUUGGCUAAAUUCGUGGUAAACUCUCACAUUCGUCACCACCCAUCGAACGUGGGUAAAACCAUGAACGAGGAUCCAGAGGACCAUUCAAACGAUCUUUCUAUACCUCAGGAUCUUCUCAAAAAAUACAUCGUUUACGCCAAACAAAAUAUUCAUCCCAAGCUCACCAAUGUUGAUCAGGACAAAGUAGCCAAGUUGUACAGUCAAUUGAGACAAGAGAGUCUUGCAACCGGAAGUCUGCCUAUAACUGUGCGUCACAUCGAGAGUAUAAUUCGUAUGGCUGAAGCGAGUGCAAAGAUGCAUUUACGAGACCACGUCCGCGAAGAUGACGUCAAUCUUGCUAUCAGAAUGGCACUCGACAGUUUUGUCGAUACGCAAAAGUAUUCCGUAAUGAAGAGUAUGAGACAGACAUUCCAAAAAUACCUCACAUUCAAGAAAGAUCACAGUGAACUUCUCUACUACAUUUUGAGGCAAUUGACGCUCGACCAACUGGCCUUCCAGAGAGCCAGACGAGGGAGCAAUGUAUCGGUUAUUGAAGUCAACGAAAAAGAUCUUUUGGAUAGGGCGAGACAAAUCGAUGUGCACAAUCUAGUGCCGUUCUAUGAGAGCGACAUAUUCAAGACAAACAAUUUCACGUACGACAAAAAGCGUAAAGUGAUCGUGCAAACGCUUCCCGAAUGUGUAGACGACUAAACAAUCAAAUAAAUAAUAAGCAAAUCGACUCAUUAUAAUAAACAUUUUUAUACGUACACAUGUGUGAAUAAAAUAACUUUUUUUUUAA